Molecule: messenger RNA, 1956 nt
Organism: [Candida] anglica
Lineage: Eukaryota; Fungi; Ascomycota; Pichiomycetes; Serinales; Debaryomycetaceae
Source: the annotation of a GenBank genome assembly
GAAAUAGACAACCUGAAUACAAAAUAUACUGACAAUAAUAACAAAGAAAUGUCAGACGAAGAUGAUUACAUGUCGGAGGAGUCGUACGAGUUUGAGUUCGAAGAGGAUGAAGACGAGGAAGAAAUAGCUAGCAAUGAAGCACCAGAAGACCUGAACUAUGGCAUGGAAAAUAACUAUUACAAUGCCAAGUGCUUAAAGAGCGACGAUUUAAAUGGGGCUUUAUUGGGUCUAAGACAAGUAUUUGAUAGUAACAGAAACGAGGAAAACAUUAAUUGGAUCUUUAAAGCUUGUAAACAAUUGAUUAAGAUAAACGUUCAGGAACAUCGAUAUGAUACUGCGAUUGAGUACCUUCAAGAACUUAUGCUUAUUAUCCCGAAAGUAAAUCCAAAUUAUGCGGAAGAAUCCGUCAGCAGGAUUCUUAACAAUUCGGAAUCAAUUAAUGAUCCAUCCUUUGUAUCUAAAGUGUAUGAUAUACUUUUAAAGUUUUUGAAUGACAAUACCGAGUCAGAGAAUGAAAAUGGUAGUAGUACCAACAUGAGUGAUAAGGGGAGCAGAAGAAGACUUUGGCUCAAGAUCAAUGUACAUAAGCUCAAUAUUUUGAUCGAUAACAAGGAUUGGAUUAAGUGUAAGGAAUUAAUUCUGGUUAUAAAUAUGAACUUACAAACAGCAUCUGAGAGUAUGAAGAACGCAUAUUCGUUGGAAGUAAUUGCGGCAGAAAUAAUUGUAAACACUCAAGGAAACACAAUCGAUAUCUCCAAGUUGCACCAUUUGUAUAAGAGAAGUAUGAAGAUUAGUACUGCCGUUACUCAUCCCAAAAUUAUGGGUAUUAUUCGUGAAUGUGGCGCAAAAGUUCAAUUUUAUAGAGGGAAUUAUGAAGGGGCAAGGUUGGAAUUAUACGAGAGUUUUAAAAAUUAUGAUGAGGCCGGAUCCUCUAUAAAGAAGAAAAUUCUUAAGUAUCUUGCUUUAUGUUCUUUACUAACAGAGAAUCAAUUUAAUCCGUUUGAAUCGCAAGAAACUCAAACAUAUGUUCUGCUUCCAGAAUACCAGCAUCUUAUUCAGUUGGUCAAGCAAUACGAUGAGAAUAAUUUGAAAAGGUUUAAAGAUACGUUACGCCUUAUGGAAAUCGAAGAGGACCCACUUGUUCAGGAUGAUAUAUUUAUUCAUUCGUCAAACAAAAUUAUGAGACAUCUCCAAUUGAAUAUACUAGGGAAUCUAUUGAAAUCAUAUAGAGCUGUUAAUUUGGAUUUUUUAGCUAAAAAACUUGACUUUGAACUUCAUGAUCUAGAAGAUAUGCUUUUAGAAGCUAUUAGCGGUGGGAAACUUCCAAAUGUUAGUAUUGAUUUGGUUUUGAAUUGUAUAGAAGCCAAGCCUUUAGGGCAAAGGUCUCUUUCACAGGAAAUUUUCUCUACCGUCGAUGCUACAGAUGUCCUUGAUAAUAUGAAGUGCCUGGACGCGUUAGGUGAUUUAUCAGAAGGUUCUAGUGAACACGAAGGAAGCAACGAUAUCUCAGAAAAGAGAGAAUUCAGCUCAUUAUGGUCGAAUAAAUUCAAUCAAGAUUAUAUGAUGCCUAACCUGGCACAAGAACCAGGGAGCACAGACCAAUCGUCAGUUAUUCCGACGACUGGUAAACAAUCUACAUUAAAUAAGUUUGUUUUCCAGCCUGACCUACCUGGAUCAGAGUUGCACAUGAUAGAUUCUUGGAUGAAGAUACUUUCUAGUGGGGUCCCUGUAGCUGCGACUGAAGAACUUUCACAAAAGGAUCAAGUCAAAUUAGAACAAAGAGUGGGAAUUACAAGCAAUGUAACUUUACAACAACUGUCUACAACUACGAAUGGUCCUAUUAUCCAAACCACUUUACAAGAGGAUAAAGAGGGAAGUUCGAGAAACAUUGAUAAAAUCAGUGAUAUGAGAAAUUGGUGUAAGCAAAUCCAGAGUCUUGCUACACCUACUAAUUAG